AUGGGUUGGUUUCUGGGCUCUAGCACUUCCGCACCACCAUCGAAGGUGUCAAUAGUUUCCGAAUACAAUGAAGAAGCUUCAAAACCGAAGCAGCAGUAUUUGGAAGAUUUACCUCCCAAAUUCGAAGAUUCAGAGUCUAGCGGUGGCUCGAGUAGGCCGCCGCCGCUGCGUCAGCCUACAUUGACAGAUGCCGCAAAGUUAAUAAAACUAUCGGAUUUUAAUAUUGAUCGAUUUGUGAGUAUGCCAUGUUUUCGAGAAGCGAUGAUAACUGGAUUUCAAGCAAUGGGGGUCUUGGGUAUCGUUACAUUUUUAGUGCACAAGAAUGUGGGCAAGUCGCUAAACUGGUCGGUAGGAGGUUUUUUUUUAGGUAAUUUGGUUGGAUGGGAACAGUGCAGAUCGCUAAGAAGAAGGUCCUUUGAAGUGAUGGAGAAAGCUAAGCGGGAGAAGGAAGAAAGGAAUAGAAAGAAGCUUGCCGAAUUGAGUGCAAGCCAUCUGAAGGAUGAGAAUUUUGCAAAAUUUCAGGAGUUUAACAAUAGGAAAUAG
Lodderomyces oxycetoniae is the source of this 543-nucleotide messenger RNA. RefSeq lists its product as uncharacterized. The record is from RefSeq and is a predicted model, not a curated record. Gene Ontology annotation, biological process: mitochondrial respiratory chain complex IV assembly. Gene Ontology annotation, cellular component: mitochondrion; mitochondrial inner membrane. NCBI's taxonomy places the organism in Eukaryota, Fungi, Ascomycota, Pichiomycetes, Serinales, Debaryomycetaceae. Bases 1 to 543 code for a protein of 180 amino acids. The transcript has a single exon.